UUGCUUCAUUAAACCAAUAGCCACGCUAUAUUCAGUUAUUCUGUUUCUGUGAUCAAUCAUGGCUACUAAGCAAAACAACACCAAACCUCCUUCUCUCAAUGUUGAACCAGCUUCCUCUCCUCCUGAAUCCAGCCCUCUUCGGAAAAUCAUCGUCGUCGCUUCCAUUGCCGCGGGAAUCAAUUUUGGAUGGGCUCUUCAGCUUUCCUUGCUAACUCCCUACGUCCAGCUCCUCGGUACCCCCCACUUUUGGGCCUCCUUUAUUUGGCUCUGCGGUCCAGUCUCCGGCUUAUUGGUUCAACCAAUUGUCGGUUACCACAGCGACCGCUGCACCUCCCGCUUCGGCCGCCGUCGCCCUUUCAUCGCAGCCGGAGCACUAGCUGUGGCUGUCGCCGUUUUCUUGAUCGGUUACUCCGCUGAUCUUGGCCACAUGAUAGGCGACUCCCUCGAGAAGAAAACAAGACCACGUUCCAUCGCUGUCUUCGUCUUCGGAUUCUGGAUCCUCGACGUCGCCAACAACAUGCUCCAAGGCCCGUGCCGAGCUCUAUUAGCCGACCUCACCGCCGGGGACCACCGAAAGACACGCACGGCGAACGGAUUCUUCUCGUUCUUCAUGGCCGUCGGAAACGUGCUGGGAUACGCCGCCGGAGCCGACGGCAAGCUGUACAAGAGCUUCGCGUUCACCAAAACCAAAGCCUGCAACGAAUACUGCGCCAACCUAAAGAGCUGCUUCUUCAUAUCCAUCGCUCUUCUCACGUUCCUCACAGCCAUCGCCAUGUUUUACGUGAAGGAGAAGCCACUCCAGUCGCAAAAAGGCGGGAACGAGGGGGAUGAUUCAGUGGCUGAGGGAUCAGGAGGCUUACCAUGCUUCGGGCAAAUGCUGGGGUCAUUCCAUGAGCUCAAGAGGCCCAUGUGGAUUUUACUCGGGGUGACGUGUCUGAACUGGAUUGCUUGGUUCCCGUUCUUGAUGUUCGACACUGAUUGGAUGGCGAAGGAGGUGUACGGGGGAAAGGUUGGGGAAGGCAAGGCGUACGAUAAGGGGGUGCACGCGGGGUCGUUGGGGCUUAUGUUGAACUCGGUGGUGCUUGGUGCGGUGUCGUUGGGCGUGGAGGUGAUGGCGCGUGCGGUUGGGGGCGUGAAGAGGCUGUGGGGAAUUGUGAACAUAUUGCUCGCCGCCUGCUUGGCCUCCACCGUGUUGAUCACCAAGUUGGCCGAGCACUCACGGCGGUACGCCCCCGGAUCCAACGAUCCUCUGCCGCCUACCGCCGGAGUUAACGGCGCCGCCUUGUCUCUCUUUGCCUUGCUCGGAAUUCCCCUGGCGAUUACUUACAGUAUUCCUUUUGCACUAGCAUCCAUUUUCUCCACCACCUCAGGGGCAGGCCAAGGGUUAUCUUUAGCAGUUCUCAACCUUGCCAUUGUCAUCCCACAGAUGUUUGUAUCCGUUGUUAAUGGACCUUGGGAUGCGCUCUUUGGUGGCGGCAACUUACCGGCGUUUGUGGCGGGGGCGGUGGCGGCCGCAGCCAGUGGCAUAUUAUCAAUGAUCUUGUUGCCAUCGCCACCGCCGGACUUCAAGCCUGCCGUCGGAGGAGGACUUCAUUAAUGAAAAUAAUUAGCAAAUUUUCUCUUAAAUUGGGGUCCCAGCUUUUUAAUAUAUAUAAAUGUACUUACGUAAGUACGUAAAUUUAAGGCUCAUGUUCUGUCCGACUUUAUAAGAAUUGCCAUUUUUGUGGCAGCUAGCAGGAAAGUGAACAAAUGAGCUUUCUUUGUUGAGAAUGUUCAUUUUUGUUGUAAAGUUUGGUCAUGAAUGUGUGUAAUUAGAAGGACCCCAUAAGACCAUAUCAUAAAAAAUUAAAUGAAAAAUUUGGUUCCAUUUUGGGGUGACUUAUUCAAGUAGUGAUAGAGAGUGGGUGAGUGAGCCACUUAAAAUAAUGUGCAAGGGUGGGGGUGUGGGAUGGUUUGUAUGAACCGAACCGGUCAUGACUUGGACCCGGUUCACCCCCACCUUUUCUGCUUUCCAUUUUUAUUGUUGCUACUAAUAAAACAGUUCCUCUUUUUUCUC
Molecule: messenger RNA, 2056 nt
Organism: Prosopis cineraria
Lineage: Eukaryota; Viridiplantae; Streptophyta; Magnoliopsida; Fabales; Fabaceae
Product: sucrose transport protein-like
Exons: 4
Coding region: 59-1597 (512 amino acids)
Biological process (GO): sucrose transport
Cellular component (GO): vacuole; plasma membrane
Molecular function (GO): sucrose:proton symporter activity
Source: RefSeq, a predicted model, not a curated record